Petromyzon marinus (sea lamprey) is the source of this 1909-nucleotide messenger RNA. RefSeq lists its product as uncharacterized. Gene Ontology annotation, molecular function: growth factor activity; cytokine activity. The record is from RefSeq and is a predicted model, not a curated record. NCBI's taxonomy places the organism in Eukaryota, Metazoa, Chordata, Hyperoartia, Petromyzontiformes, Petromyzontidae. Gene Ontology annotation, cellular component: extracellular region.
GAGUUGGUGGUGGAGUUGGUGGUGGAGUUGGUGGUGGAGUUGGUGGUGGAGUUGGUGGUGGAGUUGGUGGUGGAGUUUCCACCGCAACGCGUGGGUCGCGAGGCCCUGAGGACUCUCACCACCACCACGGCCACCACAACAACAACAACCACCACCACCACCGCCACCACGUGCGUUACAUGCGGGCGCUGUACCGGCGGGAGGCCGACGAGAACGGGCGGCCGCGGGGCGGUCCCAGCGCCAUCCCCAGCAACACCGCGAGACUCAUCCCGCCCGCCGGGCUCAGCCGAGCCCAGCGGGACCCCGCGGCCACAGCCGAGGUGGUGACCUUUGACCUGAGCGCGGUGCCGCGUGGGGAGCUGCUGCUGCGCGCUGCCCUCGUCUACCCUGGGGACGCCCACGGCCGCUCCGCGUGCUCCCUGCGGAUGUUGCCGAGGGAUGACGUCGGAGCGAACCACGGAGCUUCGGAGCCCGCGGGAGACCCAGAGGCCAGCGGAGACCCCGACCCGGACCGGGACUUCAACCCAAACCGAGAGACGACGUCAAGGCCGAGCGCAGGCCCCAGCCGGAACCCUCAACCAGCGCCCAAGCCUCACCCGGACUCGAACCCAGACGUUACACAGAACCUCACCGCACAUCCAACUCCGGACUCCAAACCAUCCAACCCACGUGUCCCAGCGAACCUCGGCGCCGAGCCCACUCCGGUCUCCAGCGGGGACCUCGUCUCGGACCCCGGGCCGGAGGCUGCCCCGAGGGUGUCGCUGGGCGAGUGGUUCGAGGUGGACGUCACGGGGCCCGUGUCGCGCCUCUUGAACCACCCUGGAUCUUCGUCUCCCACCACCUCCUCCUCCUCCUCCUCCUCCUCCUCCCCGCUGCCGGCGCUUCGCGUGGCCUGGAGCUGCACGUCCGUCCCUCGUCGUGCUGCCGUGCCGCCGUUCCUCCUCCUCUACUCGAACGACCUCCUGGGGGCGGUGGCGGCGGCGGUGGCGGCGGUGCCGUUGCCGCCUCUGGCAGGAGAGGAAAAGUCUGAGGAGUUGGAGGUCUCCUCGCCGUGGUUCCUCGGGGAUGUCCCGGGGUCCCUGGAAGGGGACCACCACCACCACCACCACCCCCACCCCGCCUGGCGUCUCGCGGGGAGCCGGGUUGGGCAAAGCUUCGACGCCCUGUGGUGGAAGAAGCAGAAGAAGCUGAAGACGAUGUUUAAUGAGGAGGAGAAGAAGAGGAGGAGGAGGAGGAAGAUCGCGACGAUGGCGGACACCGCCACCGCCAGCGCAUCGAAGCUGAGCUCCAGAAGCGGGCCCUGGAGGUGCGGCGAGGGCCUCUGGUGGUGGGCCCCGUGCCCCUCCGGGACGUCGCUGGGCGCCCCCGUGGCCGAGGGCACGAGGGCGAGGCGCAGGGUGGCGCGCUCGCUGCUGCCCGAGGGGGUCGAUCCGCACGAGACCCCGGAUCGGCGUCAAACUUCCUCCACCUCGUCCUCCACCUCGUCCUCCUCCUCCACCUCCUCCCUGGCAUCGUCACCCCGGCAGCAGCAGCAGCAGCGGCAGCAGUGGCUGUCGGCGCGGGGCUACUCGGGCGCCUACCGCCGCGGCUGCCGCCUGCACAAUCUGUCGGUGAGCUUCGGCGACCUGGGCUGGGACCGGUGGAUCAUCGCGCCGCACCGCUACGAGGCGGGCGCCUGCCGCGGCGAGUGCCCCCGAGGCCUCCUGCACGCCCUGGGGGCGCCCAACCACGCCGUCGUGUGCACCAUCGUGGAGGAGGCCCGGCCGGGGCUGGGCGCGGGCAAGGCCUCCUGCGUGCCCUCGCACUACGGCGCCGUCAGCGUCCUCGUGCUCGAGCCUGGCGGCGGCAUCGCGUACAAGCUGUACGACGGCAUGGCCGCGCUCGGAUGCACGUGCCGGUGAUGGGGGCG